Messenger RNA from Tripterygium wilfordii, 1231 nucleotides. RefSeq names its product thiamine pyrophosphokinase 1-like. NCBI's taxonomy places the organism in Eukaryota, Viridiplantae, Streptophyta, Magnoliopsida, Celastrales, Celastraceae. Gene Ontology annotation, biological process: thiamine diphosphate biosynthetic process; thiamine metabolic process. Bases 177 to 950 code for a protein of 257 amino acids. The transcript has 6 exons. Gene Ontology annotation, molecular function: ATP binding; thiamine binding; thiamine diphosphokinase activity. The record is from RefSeq and is a predicted model, not a curated record.
UCCAUCCCUUUCCACAAUAAUAAUAAAAAAAAAGAGCGGUUGACGUCCUGACACCGGCAUUCGGUGCGAAAAGUCGCCGUUUGACCCAACCCCGCGCUGACUUUGUAGGUCGUCUCCUCCUCCACGGCUCCACUAAUUUAGUUGGUACAGGUGCUGAACUACGGCGGACGUUAGCCAUGGAAGUCAUGACCCAUUCUUCGACCUUCCUGCUCCCUCAAAUUCCCGCCGAUCAGCGCCCCUCUUUGACUUACGCACUUAUCGUGCUUAACCAACGGAUCCCGAGAUUCACUCUUCUGCUUUGGAAGCACGCACAAGUACGUCUCUGUGCCGAUGGAGGCGCCAAUCGCGUGUACGAUGAAAUUCCACAGUUGCUGCCCGAUGAAGAUGCUGACGAAGUUCGAAAAAGGUACAUGCCAGAUGUAAUUAAAGGAGACAUGGAUUCAGUCCGAACAGAAGUACUGGAUUUUUAUGCUGGCCUGGGAACCAGGAUUGUCGAUGAAUCUCAUGAUCAGGAUACCACAGACUUACAUAAAUGUGUAGCAUUUAUUCGUGAUUGCACUCCAGACCUGGAGAAGGCCAACCUUUGCAUUCUUGUUGCUGGUGCGCUAGGUGGACGGUUUGACCAUGAGGCUGGCAACAUAAACAUUUUAUAUCGUUUUUCAACUUUACGAAUUAUCCUUAUAUCUGACGAUUGUCUCAUCCAACUUCUUCUGAGGACUCACCAUCAUGAGAUAUGUAUUCAAUCUUCUGUUGAGGGGCCACAUUGUGGGCUCAUUCCCAUUGGAAUUCCAUCUGGGAGCACUUCAACAACAGGGCUCCAGUGGGAUCUACAUAACACAGAGAUGAGCUUUGGUGGGUUGAUAAGUACAUCUAACAUAGUCAAGGGGGAGAAAGUGACCGUUCGUUCUGAUUCUGAUCUUCUCUGGACAAUAUCCAUUAAAAAGUCUUAACAGACUUUGAUCUUGUGCACAUGUACAAGAUUUGCAGGUUUCACAGCUUCCCCAAUAUUGAUGAUCACGUCCAAAAGAAGUGGAGUUAAUCGGCAUUGCAUUGGAGUUCAUGUCCAUAGAUCAUAGUCUGUUAUUUUUAGGCUUUUUACUAUUAUGGGAAGAAGGAAUGUCAUUGUUUUCGACAUUGACAUUUUUCUUUUGGGUUGUAACUUGUAAGAUCACAUUCUGUAAUGUGUAAAUCCUAUUCAAAGUGUUUUUUUGAUUUGGCACUCUUGGAACAA